Molecule: messenger RNA, 850 nt
Organism: Cucurbita moschata (crookneck pumpkin)
Lineage: Eukaryota; Viridiplantae; Streptophyta; Magnoliopsida; Cucurbitales; Cucurbitaceae
Product: mitochondrial import inner membrane translocase subunit TIM10
Exons: 7
Coding region: 257-511 (84 amino acids)
Biological process (GO): protein insertion into mitochondrial inner membrane
Cellular component (GO): mitochondrial inner membrane
Source: RefSeq, a predicted model, not a curated record
AAUACAUUCUCCUAGCCCAGCCCAAACCCCAGCUCUUAACCAUAAACCCUAACUCUCAUAAACCUUGUUCCUCCACCUGGGCCUCCUCACCUCUCCGCCGUCCGCCAUCUUCCCCGCCGUAUCGACUACAGCUCCGGUCUGCAAAUUACGCGGGGUUUUGCCUCCUCCAUUAGUUACUGAUUGGAUUCGUCGAACCCGUUUCAAGACAGAGCUACAAUCUUCAAAUUUUGCAUUAGUAACUCAUUCGAAAGUCUCAAUGGCUUCUCCGACUGGUCCAACGGCUGUGGACAAGGAACAGAUAUUUGGUAUGGCAGAAAAGGAGAUGGAAUAUCGAGUUGAACUGUUCAACAAGCUUACACACUCGUGUUUUAACAAAUGUGUCGAUAAGAGGUACAAGGAAUCUGAGCUGAAUAUGGGUGAAAAUAGCUGCAUUGAUCGCUGUGUUUCCAAGUAUUGGCAUGUAACCAAUUUAAUCGGCCAGCUACUUGGCUCUGGUAGACCUCCCAUGUGACUUGCUUCCUGAUCUGAGUGAUUGUUUGGUGAGUUUGGAAGAACUUCGAUCUAUGCAUUUUAGGUCUAAUUAGUUCUCCAUCUCACGAAAUAACCUGUUUUUCUGUUCAAUAAAGCAGUGAAAAUGGCGGAUUCUAGGCAAUUUUAUAGUUUUCAUUUCACCAUUCACUAUUAUACCCUUAUAUUUUCGUUGCUCAAGAUCAUAGUGGCUAUAAUUUGCCACUUAAAUAUCUUUCUUGCCAAUUCUUUAGCUUUAGAUUCUGAAAAGGAUGGUUAAGUGAAGUUUAAUUGUACUUUCCCACCUAAAUAUUUUGGUGUUUAGAUUAACAUUGAUGCUCUC